AUGCCUCCCACAGCAAACGCCGCCGCCCUAAUCCGGCACACAGUCCUCCUCCGCCCCGCCAUCAUCACCACCGCUUUCUCCAAGACCUUCCCGAUGACAACCUCACGCGCCGUCUCCCGAUCCUGUACCGUCAUCCCGAAAGUCACUUCCCGCACCAUGGCCUCGUCGUGUUCCUCCUCCUCAAAAGGAGGCCUGGAAAAACUCCCCUCCUCCCCCGUCCGCCUCCUCCGCACCACCUCCUCCGUCCGCCUCUGGCGCCGGCCCCACCUCCUCGACCACCGCACCGUCGCCCUCGUGCCCACCAUGGGCGCCCUCCACUCAGGCCACCUCUCCCUCAUCCGUCGAGCCGCAAGAGAAAACCACCACGUCGUGGUAUCAAUCUACGUCAACCCCGCCCAGUUCGGCAUAUCCGAAGACUUGGACUCGUACCCGCAGACCUGGGACAGCGACGUGGCUCAACUAGUGAAACUCGACAGGGAACUCGCCGACGACGGUGAUAACCUAGGCCGUAUCUCUGCGGUGUUUGCCCCGAGCACAAAAGAGAUGUACCCCGGUGGAUUUCCCGGUCAGGAGGUCGACAGCAAGGGCAGUUUUGUCACCAUCACGCCGGUGGGCGAGCUGCUGGAGGGGAGGACGAGGCCGACUUUCUUCAGGGGGGUCGCGACGGUGUGCAUGAAGCUGUUCAAUGUUGUGCAGCCGGAGAGGGUAUAUUUCGGGCAGAAGGAUGUGCAGCAGACGGUCGUCAUAAAAAGGUUGGUGAGGGAUUUUUUGAUGCCGAUCGAGGUUGUGGUUGGGAGGACGGAACGGGAUGAAAAGGAUGGGUUGGCGUUGAGUUCGAGGAAUGUUUAUCUUGGGGAGAGGAGGAGACAACAGGCGACGGUGCUCUAUCGGGCGUUGAAAGCGGCGGAGGGCGAGUAUAAAAGGGGGGGGAGGAAGAGGGAGGGGAUUUUGAGGGCUGCGGAGGGGGUGGUGGAGGGGGUGAAGAGGGAGGAGGAGGGGAAGGGGGUGGAGGAGAGGGUGAGGUUUGAGGUUGAUUACAUCUCGCUGGCGGAUCCGGAUACUAUGGAGGAGAUUGAGGAGGUUGAUCCGGCGAGGGGGGGGAUUUUGAGUGGGGCGAUCAAGAUGUUGCCUGUUGAGAAGGCGAGGGAGGGGGAGGAUUUGGGGCACAGUGGGGGGCCGGCGGUGAGGUUGAUUGAUAAUAUUAUUUUGGAGCCCGAGGGAGGGAAGGAGGAAUAA
This is a messenger RNA of Podospora pseudopauciseta, 1236 nucleotides long. RefSeq names its product pantoate-beta-alanine ligase (gene pan6). The record is from RefSeq and is a predicted model, not a curated record. Gene Ontology annotation, biological process: pantothenate biosynthetic process. Gene Ontology annotation, molecular function: pantoate-beta-alanine ligase activity. The transcript has a single exon. NCBI's taxonomy places the organism in Eukaryota, Fungi, Ascomycota, Sordariomycetes, Sordariales, Podosporaceae. The coding region runs from base 1 to 1236 and encodes 411 amino acids.